AUGGCCAUGGAAGGAGAGGAACUCAUCUCGGACCAGGAAAAGGUCAGGAUUGUUUCGGAUUUCAUACUACAUUCACCUCCUGGCGAAUUUAAUGAAGUAUUCAAUGAUGUCCGAGGUUUAGUUAACAAUGAUGCACUUCUUAAAGAAGGAACGUGUUGGGCAUUUGCUUUAUACAAUAAAGAACAAACAUUACCUGUUAAGAUAGAAAACAGUGAAUAUCCGGUGCUUAUUACUCAAUUUAAUGAUCUAGGAUCUAGUAGAUUUUAUGAUCCUAGAUCUAAACAAUCAUUUAAGUUUGAUCAUUUAAGAAAAGAACCAUCAAACUAUGAGAAUUGGGAGCCAGAUUCAGAGACAGAAGCUUGGCGUUCAGUAUUUGAAACAGAAUUUACUUCAUAUACGUCAUUACAUUAUAAACACGGUACAUGCAGUGUAUUUGCAAAACAAGAAGGUUCUUCCACUGUUAUAACAGCUUGCAUUGAGGAUCAUGAAUUCCAAGCAAAAAAUUUUUGGAAUGGUCGUUGGAGGUCUCAGUGGACUCUUACUGUUGGACCAACUAAUAUAGAUGUUUUUGGAUUUUUACGAAUUCAUGUUCAUUAUUAUGAAAAUGGUAAUGUUCAACUUGUAGCAUCUAAAGAAAUAAAGGAAUCAAUUGCAUUAACAACUGAAGAGUUAGCUGUUAAAGAAGUUUUGAAAAUAGCAGAAGAUGCUGAAAAUGAGUACCAGAUAGCUAUUACAGAAAAUUAUCAAACUAUGUCAGAAACAACUUUUAAGGCACUCCGUCGUCAGUUACCAGUCACUAGAACAAAAAUUGAUUGGAAUAAAAUUGUUUCUUAUAGCAUUGCUAAAGAGUUUAAAACUCAAUGA
Molecule: messenger RNA, 864 nt
Organism: Macrosiphum euphorbiae (potato aphid)
Lineage: Eukaryota; Metazoa; Arthropoda; Insecta; Hemiptera; Aphididae
Source: the annotation of a GenBank genome assembly